UCACUUCAUCGAAAAACAUGGCCGCGUCCACGGAUGUUCCUGAAUCCGGCGCUCAAGGUUCAAGCCCUUCUAGUUUCAAUGUUGAUGAUGCCCAACAUUUCCAGUAUAGUAUGCUUCUGGAACAUCUUAUCGGCGAUAGGAGGCCGAUCAAAGAUCUUAAUCCAGCCGUCAUGGCGGGACUUCCAGUUCCUUAUAAAAGCGACGAGCAGAAGAUGAUCGAGCGAGCAAUGGAAAGCUGUACCUUUAAGGCAGCUCUAGCAUGUGUUGGAGGAUUCGUCCUUGGUGGAGCUUUUGGUGUGUUCACAGCGGGUAUCGACACCAACGUGGGCUUCGACCCCAAGGACCCCAUGAGAACUCCAACAGCACGCGAGGUCCUCAAAGACAUGGGCCAGAGAGGGAUGUCAUACGCCAAGAACUUCGCUAUGAUCGGCGCCAUGUUCUCAUGCACAGAAUGCGUCAUAGAAUCAUACAGGGGAAAGUCGGACUGGAAGAAUGCAAUCUACAGUGGCUGUGUCACCGGGGGAGUCAUAGGAUUCCGUGCCGGGCUGAAGGCAGGAGUGUUUGGGUGUGGAGGGUUCGCUGCCUUCUCUGCAGCCAUCGAGUAUUACCUGCGGUGAGACCGGGCUGGGACUUGGGACUCUAUGGGCCUUUUCAUUCUGCCCCAACGCCAUGAACCAGGAUGAAGAUGUGACUGUUUUUCUCACCUUGAACAAGUCUCGGCGUGGAUGAGGAAUGAUAUGCAGUAAGAGGAGGAUCAGACCGGAUCAAAGCUUGUCAUCACUUCAUGCAGAAUUCUGAUUGGACGAUUUUAUUUUUUGGUCAAAAGGUCUGUGUAUUAGUUUGCACACUGUGUGGUGCAAUGGUUGCCCUAUGGUGGUCCAGAGAGUAGGCGUGCAUCGUUUACCUGAUGUCUUUCAAAGUUGACCCCUUUGAUAUGUAUGUUAAUAAUAUAUAUGUGAAUGAAUCUGUUGGACCAUUUACACAAUUAAAAAUGACUACACGAGCGGAUGAAAACUGUAAUGGUCUUACAUUUAGCCUGUAAUUAAUGUCUGUAAAAAAACAGUUUGUUUUCCAGUAACAUAUUGGAAUUGUGAAUUUCAUGUGGAUAAAGUCGUUAGUUUAUCCCUGAUUUGCAAAUGUCAUUGUACAUCUUGAAUCUAUUAUACAUGUAUAAACAUAAA
Messenger RNA from Gadus macrocephalus (Pacific cod), 1181 nucleotides. It is a transcript of the gene timm22, whose product is annotated as translocase of inner mitochondrial membrane 22 homolog (yeast). Gene Ontology annotation, cellular component: TIM22 mitochondrial import inner membrane insertion complex. The transcript has 4 exons. The record is from RefSeq and is a predicted model, not a curated record. Gene Ontology annotation, molecular function: transmembrane protein transporter activity. The coding region runs from base 18 to 617 and encodes 199 amino acids. Gene Ontology annotation, biological process: protein insertion into mitochondrial inner membrane. NCBI's taxonomy places the organism in Eukaryota, Metazoa, Chordata, Actinopteri, Gadiformes, Gadidae.